Messenger RNA from Labrus mixtus (cuckoo wrasse), 5133 nucleotides. Its product is annotated as protein bicaudal D homolog 1-like. The transcript has 11 exons. Gene Ontology annotation, molecular function: dynein intermediate chain binding; dynein complex binding; dynactin binding. The record is from RefSeq and is a predicted model, not a curated record. NCBI's taxonomy places the organism in Eukaryota, Metazoa, Chordata, Actinopteri, Labriformes, Labridae. Gene Ontology annotation, cellular component: cytosol; Golgi apparatus. Gene Ontology annotation, biological process: protein localization to organelle; positive regulation of receptor-mediated endocytosis; regulation of microtubule cytoskeleton organization. Bases 442 to 3981 code for a protein of 1179 amino acids.
GCUGGAGCAGCAGAGGCUCCACACCGACGGAGCUGCAGCAGGAGGAUGACGGGCAGCAGCGGGGAGUGUGCCUUGCUUCACGGCUGCGGGCAGAGAUGGCGUCCUGGGGCCGGUGAAUAAGCAGAAAAGGCGAGCGGAGGGAGGGGAAGAGGAUGCGGGAAGAGGAGGACGAGGAGCUGCACCAUUCAGAACAUUACAUGGCUGAGGAAGACUUUCGAUGAGGAAGAAGCGCUGUGAGGAUUUUCACGGAUGUUUUUUUGUUCUUUUUUUUUUGUUCUUUUUUUUAUGAGAUUUGAAGCAGAGGUGUGACUCCUCGGAGGGGGGGCGGUGGGGGUUUGUUGUCUACCUCAGCUGUUUCUCCCCCCGGCGGGGCUCUCUGCUCAUCCGACGCAGGGAGGAAAGGGCAGCAGGGGGAGGCGGGGAGGGAGGGCGAGAGGGGCGAUGGCCGCCGGUGGAGCAGGAUGCGGGGAAACGGUGGAGCAGUGCCGGGCCGAGGUGGAGCGUCUGACACGGGAGCUGGCGGAGGCGAACCGGGAGAAGGUCCGUGCGGCGGAGUGCGGGCUGGUGGUCCUGGAGGAGAACCAGAGCCUGAAGCAGCAGUACGCGGACCUGGAGGCCGAGCAGGAGGCGCUCAAACAGGAGCUGGAGCAACUGCAGGAGGUGGGCUCAGCAGGGGCAUUCGGCCAGGCCUACUCCACCCAGCGUAAGGUGGCAGAGGAUGGAGAGACCAACGAGGAGACGCUGCUGCAGGAGUCAGCCAGUAAGGAGGCGUACUACAUGGGCCGGCUGCUGGAGCUGCAGAGAGAGCUGAAGCACAGCCGGGCCACCGCAGCCAACUGCCAGACCGACAACGAACACCUGAGCGGGCUGCUGCAGGAGCUCAGGGAGCAGGGCAACGAGAUGUUGGAGCUGCAGAGGAGUCGCAUGCGAGAGGAGAUCCGGGAGUACAAGUUUCGAGAAGCUCGGCUCCUCCAGGACUACACGGAGCUGGAGGAGGAGAACAUCUCGCUGCAGAAGCUGGUGUCCACGCUCAAACAGAACCAGGUGGAGUAUGAAGGCCUGAAACAUGAGAUAAAGGUCCUUGAGGAGGAGAUGGAGGUCCUGAACAGCCAGCUGCAGGACGCUCUGCGGCUGAAGGACAUAUCAGACGGUCAGCUGGAGGAGUCGCUGGAGUCUCUGAAGAGCGAGCGCGAGCAGAAGAACCACCUGCGCAGGGAGCUCGUGCACCACCUCAGCAUGUGUGAUGUAGCCUUCACCGGCAGCGCCCACCUGACCUUCACCUCCGCCCCGCCCAGCGGCAACGCCACCCCGACUACUCUGAUGUCCCCCAACACAGAGGAGCCAAGCAGGUGUAACGGUCACCUGCAGGGUGGGACUGCAGCAGGGACAGCAGCCGGGUCGGGGUCCAGGUCCAACGGAGAGUACCGGGCGUCGGGUCGUAAAGCUGAGGGGGCGUCAACAGCGGACCUCUUCAGUGAGCUGAACCUGACGGAGAUCCAGAAACUCAAACAGCAGCUGAUGACGGUUGAACGUGAGAAAGCAGCCCUGACGUCCAGCCUGCAGGAGUCCCAGACUCAGCUCCAACACACCCAGGGGGCCCUGACGGAGCAGCACGAGAAGACCCUCCGCCUGAGCCAGAGGGUCAUUACCCUCCGCCGCCUGCAUCGUCGGGCCCAGCUCCACCAGGAGGCCUACAGCAGCACCACCCUCCACCCCGAGGCCCUGAUGGAGCUGAACCGGGAUGAGGGGGAGGCAGCGGAGGAGGAGGAGGGAAAACCAGAGGAGGAGGAGAAGAGUGAGACUCUAAACAAAAGUCAGGUGUUUUCAUAUCAGACGCCCGGUCUGGAAAUCAUGCAGUGUAAGUACCGUGUAGCUGUGACGGAGGUGGUGGAGCUCAAGGCGGAGGUGAAGGCGCUCCAUGACAGACUGGCUCAGAGUGCAGCGGAGGAGAAGCCGAGGAGAAACAGUCUGCUCCAGAAGAUGGAGAGGCAGGUGGCCUCGCUGGAGAAGAGCUGCAGGGAGGGACGGGAGAAGAUUUCCUCCCUGGAGGCGGCGUUACAGACAGCUCAGUCAUCAGCCAAUGAGAGCCAGGGGGCGUUGACCGCAGCUCAGGACGAGUUGGUGACGCUAAGCGAGGAGCUGGCCCAGCUGUACCACCACGUCUGCCUGUGCAACAACGAGACGCCGAACCGCGUCAUGCUGGACUACUACAGACAGGGCCGAGGGCUCAGAGGCCUCAGCGCCAGUCUUAAAGCCAUGUCUUCAGACAACAGCAAGGUUCUCCUCACACCUCGCCUCGCCCGGCGACUGGCCGCUGUCGCCUCCUCAACGUUGACUCCUGCGGAGUCCCGGAGCCCCUCGGAGUCUCCAUCAAGAGAGCCCCUAUCGAGGGAGGGGGGCAAAGAGGAGAAGGAGGGGGACAGGGAGAGUCUCCAGGUCCCCUCUGAGCAGAGCCUGCCUCCAACCCGCUCACCCAGCAUCAGUGCCUCUUCUUCAUCCUCAUCCUCAUCCUCGCCCGCCCUGGAGCCAGCCGGUGAGCUGCGCAGGGAGCCAAUGAACAUCUACAACCUCAACGCCAUCAUCAGAGACCAGGUGAAGCACCUCCAGCGGGCAGUGGACCGAUCUCUGCUGCUGUCCAGGCAGAGAGCUGCAGCCCGAGAACUGGCUCCUCUCCUGGAUAAAGACAAGGAGAGCUGCCUGGAGGAGAUCCUGAAGCUCAAGUCUCUGCUGAGCACCAAGAGAGAGCAGAUCGCUACGCUCAGGCUGGUGCUAAAGGCCAACAAACAGACAGCAGAGGGCGCUCUGGCCAACCUGAAGAGUAAAUACGAGGCGGAGAAGUCGAUGGUGACCGACACUAUGAUGAAGCUGAGGAACGAGCUGAAGGCCCUUAAGGAGGACGCCGCCACUUUCUCGUCUCUGCGGGCCAUGUUUGCCACCAGGUGUGACGAGUAUGUGACCCAGCUGGAUGAGAUGCAGAGGCAGCUUGCUGCGGCUGAGGACGAGAAGAAAACUCUGAACUCCCUCCUGCGGAUGGCCAUCCAGCAGAAACUGGCCCUCACGCAGCGCCUGGAGGAUUUGGCCUUCGAUCAGGAGCAGACCCACCGCACCCGUGGUAGCCGGCUGACCCGCAGGAAGACCAUCACCCCCAAAGUAAGUCACCCUGCCUCGGCUUCGGCAUCUGACCCAACCCAAGGGUCCACUUCUGCUUUGGCCCCUGUCAGCCUCUCACUUUCCAGCCUUACUAGUCCUACUUCAAUCCUUGAUGACCCCUCAGCGCCCCUCAGCCCGUCUAUGGUCAGUGCAGCUGCUGCAGCUCUUGCCUCAGCGCUCGCCUCCCCUUCUUCGCACUUACCCCCUCGUAGUCCUUCAUCACAAGCAGUCGCUUCAUUGGCUGGUCCUCUUUCGCAAGAGAGCCCUCCAUCUUUAGAGGCCCCCUCCUCUACCUCAACACGGACCCAGCCCUCAACCCCUAUGAAGCUGGCUCACUCCCAGUGGACCCUGGGGGUGCGGACGUUUGUGGUCGACUCCCACAGUUACAGUGUCAACAUCUCCCCCACUCUACCCCAUAGCUCAAGCAUCUGCAGACACUACACCCCUGACACUCAUACCUCCCCGCCAUCCUCCUCCACCACCACCACCACCACAAGGCCCACCCAGCCGGGAUCGGCCCCCUCCUCUCCCUAUCGAUCCCCCAUUUUGGGGCUCAGGCGCUCCACAUGGAGCCCCUCAGCCCGAACCCGGCCCUUAUCCACUCUGUCUCGCUCUUCUGCUUUCCAUACUCCUUCCUUAUCCUCCCCUUACUCCUCCUCCCCCUUCCCCACCUCCACCCACAACUACUCCUCUGCCUACUACAGCUCCUCUUCUGGUUUUACCCCCUCCAGCCCCUACCUCGCAUCAAGCUCCCCCUCCUCCUACACCCACUCCUCCCACUACACGCCCCUCUACCCCAGAUAUUACAGUUCUUACCGGCCCCGACACUAACUGUCCUUUACUACAAAAGCUUUCCACCAGGCUCCUUAUUGACACCAAAAACUGGAACGCCCGUCGUUUUUCUCCCCUGAGAGAGUAGCGGCUCACAGAGAGGAGGACACAAUGGUUUUCUGUUUCCAGUGCCUAAGCUUUGGCCGAUGGGUUCUGAAUGUUCAGUGACUUUGCUCAGGGAUUUGACAUGAGGAGCACAAGCAGCCCUGCCUUCCUUUUAUUCUGAGGCUGCUGAUUGGUCCGCAGGAGGACGUUAAUAGAGACUUUUUCAUGAGAGUUUUUAGAAUUUAGGCUUUCAGGUGGAGAUAACACAUGCAUGGAGUAAUUCAAUCACUCAGACGUUGACUGGACACUCGGCGGACACUUUCAUGACACAUUUAAUUCCGUCUUUCUUCUGUAUUCGCUGUAAUAUCCACUCUGUUUCAAAUAGUAGUCAACCUCAUAUACUGUAUACACAAACACUGUAAACCACACAAAGACGAAGCACUUUUCUUUCUUGAUGAUUAUUGGAUGCAAAAUGAAUCAGUAUGACUCAAACUAAAUAUCCAAAGGCAGAGUUUAGACCUGUUUGGGAUGAGGGUUGUCAUAAUACCAGAAUUUUAAACUUUGUUAGGAUGAUAGUAAAAAUCAAACUUUACUAAUACCUGUUGAUACCACAGCAAUGACAGAAAGAAGCCCCAGAUUGCCAGUCUUGGCUAAUUUGAGGGUUUUAAUUGCCAAAACUCCUGCACAUCGACUCUCUAUUGCAUAAAAACAUUGAUGAAAUGUUGGUCCAGAAACAUUGCCAAUGUUUAAGUGCAAUUAAGAGUAUCUCCUCCUCUGCUCUCUGACCAUUUGUCAGAGGCAUACCAGUCAACAUUCCUGCAUUUUUAUGAGACGCCAAAUGGACUUGAGAGACGUCCGAACUUGGAAUCUGAACAGACAGCCACUAAUUUCUCUCUUUUUCUGUCGCUUUUGGUUGAAAACAUGACAGACAAUCUGGAGUUUAUGAACUUCCCUUGUGGAUUAAGACGUCUGUUAACCUCGGGAGGAGGCUAUUAUUAGCUUUGUGGUUUUGCACUCUGGAUGGUAGAAGACAGGGUACGGCCAUGAACGUGUCUUUGUCCGUUAAAGUGCCAGGUGCUGUUUCGUUCACCACAACCCUCGUAGUGA